Messenger RNA from Suillus clintonianus, 1172 nucleotides. RefSeq lists its product as uncharacterized. Lineage: Eukaryota; Fungi; Basidiomycota; Agaricomycetes; Boletales; Suillaceae. Gene Ontology annotation, molecular function: guanyl-nucleotide exchange factor activity. Bases 59 to 1078 code for a protein of 339 amino acids. The record is from RefSeq and is a predicted model, not a curated record. The transcript is spliced from 3 exons. Gene Ontology annotation, biological process: regulation of ARF protein signal transduction.
UGCUCUCUUAUUUAUUCUAUUUGACGGAUGUUUUUCACUAAUAAAUACGGAACUAAACAUGUCAGAUCGUGCCCUCUCCACAAGUAAUGGCACCAACGGACUAAGGAGAAAGGCUACUCGGAAGUUUCUACGAUGCUCUCCAGUCUUCCAGGUAGUGAAUUCCAAUAUCUGCAAGGAUCGCUUCCUCUUCCAGUUCAACGACAUUCUCGUCAUUGCUAAACCUCGCCCUGAGGAUCCCAAUAUAGUCCUCGAGAAUGUGGUUUUGCUGCGACAACUCUUCUUCACCAGCGAGCGUGAGGAGCCGUGUUCAAGAACCAUCCCAAGAACCCCUGCAGUGCAAGCAUUCAUCGAGCAGUUCUCAACAGACCCGGAUAAUGCAGUCGCAUCGCUCUUCAGCAGCUUGGGCCAGUGUGACGACCAUGCCGGUGCUGCGCUUGCACAGCUCCUGUUGAGAACUCCGCACAUUGACAGGGUGCAACUCGGUGAUUAUCUGUCCCGGUGUUCAAGUCGUGUUGUGCUCAAGCAUUCCCUUGACGCCUUCGGAUUCAUUGGACUGAGGGUGGACAAAGCCCUUCGGUUGUUCCUUCAGUCCGGGAUGUGGGGCAACCACAGUGUCACUUCUCUCUCGACAUUCUCCUCGAGUCGUUCGCAAAUCGGUGGUGUGAGUCAUUCCAUUCAUCGCGAGCGUCUGUGUCAAGCGCGCACCCCAACGUCUGGCGGCCCACCAGAGAUCACUGUCACCUUCAAAUGCUCACUCCCUCCAUGGCUUACCUAUCGAGUCCAGUCGGAGCCAGUCAUCAUCCGUAUCCCACAACCAGAUCCACCUAUCGAGUCCAGUCGGAGCCAGUCGUCAUCCGUAUCCCACAACCAGAUCCACAUUUCAGUAUUGAGUUACUUGGACACGAUCUGGUGUUUGACCCACCUGUGUUGUAUUUGCGACGAAGUCGGCGGAAGCUUCUUUCCGGGUGACAGGGCGCUCUUUUGGAUGUCGCAAGGCGGUUCACUUGUUCGUAAAAUCCGAACUACACACACUAAUGUCCCCGGUGUGAAUCUUUGUAGGUUGCCCCCCCAGUUGUAGUAGACUUUGAUGGAUGGACUUGGUGGAGAUGCGGAGUCAUUUAGUAGUUUUGAACUACAUAGUAUGCGGUAGUACCAGUUCUUAGUUUCGAGCC